Messenger RNA from Drosophila obscura, 801 nucleotides. RefSeq names its product general odorant-binding protein 84a (gene Obp84a). The coding region runs from base 20 to 682 and encodes 220 amino acids. NCBI's taxonomy places the organism in Eukaryota, Metazoa, Arthropoda, Insecta, Diptera, Drosophilidae. Gene Ontology annotation, molecular function: odorant binding. Gene Ontology annotation, biological process: sensory perception of smell. The transcript is spliced from 5 exons. The record is from RefSeq and is a predicted model, not a curated record.
CUGGAUUGCAGUCGAAAAAAUGUUUCGUGCUAUUUUUGUGUUUAGUUUUGUAUCUUUGUUGCUGGUUUUUGGCCAGGACAUCGUGCUCGAUGAUCCGGAAAAGCAGCAGGAAAUGCAUGCAUUUUUCAAAUCGAUCCGAGUGCAAUGUGCGGAUGAGAAUUUGAUUACAUAUGGUAAGAGGUUGGCGGUCGUUGCUCUGCUGAGCCUCGGUUUGUGCACUAUAAAGGCGCUGCAGGAUCAUGCCAAGGAUACUGGCGAUAUAUUCAUUAUUAACUAUGACAGCUUCGAUGGCGAUGUAGAUGAUAUAUCCACGACGACACCAGCACCCAGGGCAGCUGGUUAUGUGGAUUUCGAUGAAGUUACGCGGAACUGCAAUGCAAGUUUUAUCACACCAAUGUCGAGUGUCCUGCAGUUCAAUACCACAGGAGCUCUGCCGGAUGAUAAGGAUAAAACGAGCAUGUGCUAUUUCCAUUGCUUCUUUGAAAAAUCCGGCUUAAUGGAUAACUACAAACUAAAUGCGGAUCUUGUGCGCAAAUAUGUUUGGCCAGCCACUGGCGAUUCCAUCGAAGCCUGCGAGAAAGAGGGCAAGGAAGAAGCGAAUGCCUGUGAGAGAGGCUUUGCCAUUAUCAAGUGCGUUGUCCUGCGCUCCCUCACAGAUGCCAGGAACAUUCCAGUUGUGUAAACUACUCAAAUUUUGGGUACAAAAUUACAAAUUAUUUGUAUUAAAUGGCUAAAUAUUGCUAUGGCCGUGCACAGAGUUCGCUAUAAAACUAUGUAAAAAGCAUAAACUACACUGUUUAG